UUGUUAUCGGAGCUACAAUCUGCAAACAAUGCACGGAGUACUUCUUACCACAGGUCUAUGCCUGCUGCUCAACUUCAAUCCCAGCACCACUGCUCCAGCAGGGAACGUCUGUGAAGGCAAAAAUGGACUUUAUGCCAACCCAGAUGACCCACAUAGCUUUUUUAACUGUGACUGGGGUCAUGGCUCUCUGAUGUAUUGUCCUGGAGAUCUGGUCUUUUACGAAUCGUGCCCCUGCUGUGACUAUGUCGACAAGCAUCACUACUACGACAAGACUACCACCACCACCACCAAAAACACCGGAACCACCACCACCUCCACCAAAGCCCCCAAUGUCUGCGAAGGCAAAAAUGGCCGUUUUGCCAACCCAGAUGACCCACACACCUUUUUUAACUGUGACUGGGGUCAUGGCUCUCUGAUGUAUUGUCCUGAAUAUCUGAUCUUUUACGAAGCGUGCGACUGCUGUGACUAUGUCAAAGACCCUUGGCACCUAAGGACUACCACCACCACCACCAAAAACACCGGACCCACCACCACCACCACCAAAGCCCCCAAUGUCUGCGAAGGCAAAAAUGGCCGUUUUGCCAACCCAGAUGACCCACACACCUUUUUUAACUGUGACUGGGGUCAUGGCUCUCUGAUGUAUUGUCCUGAAUAUCUGAUCUUUUACGAAGCGUGCGACUGCUGUGACUAUGUCAAAGACCCUUGGCACCUAAGGACUACCACCACCACCACCAAAAACACCGGACCCACCACCACCACCACCAAAGCCGUCAAUGUCUGCGAAGGCAAAAAUGGACUUUAUGCCAUCGAAAAUGAACCACACUGCUUUUUAAACUGUGACUGGGGUCGUGGCGGUCUGUUGAAGUGUCCUCAUGAUCUGGUGUUUUACAAAUCGUGCAACUGCUGUGACUAUGCCGUCGACCCUUGGCACCUACAGCCUCACUACCAAAACACCGGAACCACCAGCAUAGUUGCAAAGAACGUCUGUGAAGGCAAAAAUGGCCGUUAUGCCAACCCAGAUGACCCACACACCUUUUUUAACUGUGACUGGAGUCAUGGCGCUCUGAUGUAUUGUCCUUCAGAUCUGGUCUUUUACGAAUCGUGCGACUGCUGUGACCACGUCGGCAAGCAUCAUUACUAACAUGACCGUUAUGCCAACCCAGAUGACCCACACAGCUUUUUUAACUGUGACUGGGAUGUUGGCGCUCUGAUGGAUUGUCCUGAAUAUCUGGGACUGCUGUACCUAUCUCUAACACAAUCUAAUGGAAAUAUACUGGUCACAUUUAAACAGUGAGUUUAUCUCAGGUUAAGUGGAUUGGGAUUGUUCUGUUUCUAGUUUAUUGAUUUAAAGGUAUAAUUUAACAGUUUCCACUUCUACAUCCAAUCAAAAACGUUUUAAAAUUAUAUCAUUGCAUUAUAUAUUUGAUUAAGUUGAAAUGUUAAUAAAAUUACACUAAAUUAAAAUCUUGUGUCCUACAUCAUUGAACCAC
Molecule: messenger RNA, 1490 nt
Organism: Periophthalmus magnuspinnatus
Lineage: Eukaryota; Metazoa; Chordata; Actinopteri; Gobiiformes; Gobiidae
Exons: 8
Coding region: 29-1141 (370 amino acids)
Cellular component (GO): extracellular region
Molecular function (GO): chitin binding
Source: RefSeq, a predicted model, not a curated record